Molecule: messenger RNA, 954 nt
Organism: Columba livia (rock pigeon)
Lineage: Eukaryota; Metazoa; Chordata; Aves; Columbiformes; Columbidae
Product: histone H2A
Exons: 1
Coding region: 211-642 (143 amino acids)
Biological process (GO): heterochromatin formation
Cellular component (GO): chromatin; nucleosome
Molecular function (GO): DNA binding; structural constituent of chromatin; protein heterodimerization activity
Source: RefSeq, a predicted model, not a curated record
GGGGCAAGCGCCGUGUUGUCGCAGACAUGACCAAUCAGCAGAAAGUUUCUUCUGUCAGGUGCACCAAUAGCGAGGAGUAGCGGCGCUGUCCAAUGAGCGGAGCCCUACUUUGCGGAAGGUUAUAAAAGGGCUGGGUGCGGAGGCUCCUACCUCAUUUCGCCGCAGAGCUCGGUAAAGGAGUGGGUGCUGCCGGCAGCGAAUCGAGGCGCCAUGUCUGGCCGUGGCAAGAGCGGCGGUAAGGCCCGAGCGAAGGCCAAGUCUCGCUCGUCCCGGGCUGGGCUGCAGUUCCCGGUCGGGCGCGUCCACCGGCUGCUGCGGCGCGGGCACUACGCGGAGCGGGUGGGGGCCGGCGCGCCCGUCUACCUGGCCGCCGUGCUGGAGUACCUGACGGCCGAGAUCCUGGAGCUGGCGGGCAACGCGGCGCGCGACAACAAGAAGACGCGCAUCAUCCCCCGUCACCUGCAGCUGGCGGUGCGCAACGACGAGGAGCUCAACAAGCUGCUGGGCGGUGUCACCAUCGCGCAGGGCGGCGUCCUGCCCAACAUCCAGGCCGUGCUGCUGCCCAAGAAGACGAGCGGCGGCGGCGCGGGCCCCGCCAAGGCCGGCAAGAAGGGCAGCGGGCAGCAGUCACAGGAGUACUAGGCCGGCCGGCCCCGCAGCACCACACAAAGGCCCUUUUCAGGGCCACCCUCAUCGCUCAGCGGGAGAGCUGCGAUCCGCGGGGGGAGGGGAGCGCGUCUCUGUCCCGGAGGCGGUGCGGGGCCCCGCCCGCCGGGCGGCGGCCAACUCACGUGCCGGUGAGGAACAGGUCCGCUCGAGUCCAGUCCGAAAACAACCGUCAAGGGCUGCUCCGUACAGACUGACACACUGGGGUGCUUGUAAUUUAACUGUAUUUAUCGUCUGUUACAUUCAGUGGACAUUGCAUAGAGAAUAAAUCACGCUUCAUUUCCAAAA